This is a messenger RNA of Salmo salar (Atlantic salmon), 3187 nucleotides long. The record is from RefSeq and is a predicted model, not a curated record. NCBI's taxonomy places the organism in Eukaryota, Metazoa, Chordata, Actinopteri, Salmoniformes, Salmonidae.
CUGUUUUGUCCGCGAGGUGAGUGGAGGGAACGUUCGAACUGGAGGACGAGUCGAAAGAAAAUCAAACGAUAACAAUUCACGAUGUUACGACCUACGAAACCUAAAACUCCUCGUAGACCUGCUCCCAAGAAGACAUCCGGCAACCAGAAAGAUCCAGUUGGUGUUUACUGUCGUGUGAGACCUCUUGGAGUGGAGGAUGAGGAGUGUUGUAUUGAGGUGAUCAGCAACACCACCAUACAGCUACACGCUCCCGACGGACUCAAAGCCAACAGGAAUGGCGAGUUCAAGGAGACGCAGUACUCCUUCAAGAAGGUGUUCUGCAUUAAGACGUCCCAGAUGGAAUUGUUUCAGGAUGUUGCCAAGCCCCUCGUCGAUGACCUCAUUCACAGUAAAAAUGGUCUGCUGUUUACCUAUGGGGUGACAGGCAGUGGGAAGACCUUCACUAUGACUGGGUCUCCAGGACAGGGAGGUCUCCUGCCCCGCUCCCUAGACAUGAUCUUCAACAGCAUCGGCCCUUACCAGGCCAAGCGAUUCGUGUUAAAGACGGAUGAUAAGAAUGGCAUGGAGGUCCAGAAUCGGGUGGAUGCUCUGUUGGAACGCCAGAAGAGGGAGAACCAACCAGCUGUUGUCCCUAAAACACCUUCCAGGCAGAGGCUGGACCCAGAGUUUGCAGACAUGAUCAACCCGGAGGAGGCCUGCAGGGCGGACGGCGUGGACGAGGACAGUAGCUACAGUGUGUUUGUGUCCUACAUCGAGAUAUACAACAACUAUAUCUAUGAUCUGCUGGAGGAAGCCCCCUACGACCCCAUCAAACCCAAGUGGAAUGGUGGAGGUACUCCUCAGAGGCAGCCCAACCAAGAGUUCAUACCGCCCCAGUCUAAGCUCCUAAGAGAAGACCAGAACCACAACAUGUACGUGGCCGGGUGCACCGAGGUAGAAGUUAAGUCUACAGAAGAGGCCUUUGAGGUGUUCUGGAGAGGACAGAAGAAGAGGCGUAUCGCCAACACUCAGCUCAACAGAGAGUCUAGUCGCUCCCACAGUGUCUUCAUCAUCAAACUGGCCCAGGCCCCUCUAGAUGCAGAUGGGGACAACAUCUUACAGGAUAAGAACCAGGUGAGCGUCAGCCAGCUGUGCCUGGUUGACUUGGCGGGGAGUGAGCGCACAAGCAGGACUCGGGCCGAGGGCAACCGCCUCAGAGAAGCAGGUAACAUCAACCAGUCGCUCAUGACUUUGAGGACGUGUAUCGAAGUGCUUCGGGAGAAUCAAAUGUGUGGCACAAACAAGAUGGUUCCAUACCGGGACUCCAAGGUGACUCACUUGUUCAAGAACUACUUUGACGGGGAGGGUAAAGUACGGAUGGUUGUAUGUGUCAAUCCUAAAGCCGACGACUAUGAAGAAACCAUGCUGGUGAUGCGUUUUGCUGAGAUGACCCAGGAAGUAGAGGUAGCCAGGCCCGUGGACAGGCCCAUCUGUGGCUUCGCUGCUGGGCGCCGGCAGAAAAACCAAGCCUUCAAAGACGAGCUGUCGCGACGUCUGGAGGAACGAGGAGGUCCUGUCGACGCAGAAUCCACCCAGUCAGUGAUGCACCAGCUGCUCCAGAACCUUCCCUCUCUGCCUGCCAGCGAGAUCACUGACCCCCAUGAUGACGUCACUCUGCCCCGCCUCAUAGAGGUGCUGGAGAAGAGACACAAGAUCAGGCAGAUGAUGACCCAGGAGUACAACAGGGCUGCCGACAUGUUGAAGUCCAUGCUCCAGGAGCUGGACAGUAGCCUGGUCUCCAAGGAGAACUUCAUCCAGGACCAGAGAGGUCAACUGGGGGAGAAGGACAAGGCCCUCCAUAGCCAGAAGACUGAGAUAGACCGUCUGGAGAAGAAGUCCAAGAUGCUGGAGUACAAGAUUGAGAUCCUGCAGAAGACCACCAACAUCUAUGAGGAUGACAAGCGUACGUUGGAGCAGGAGCUGGAGAGCAGAGAGCAGCGUCUGCAGAGAGAGCAGACGGAGAAGAGACGUAUGGAGCUACGCAUGCAGGGCAUGGUCCAGGACACCAAGCACAAGUGGGAGAAGGAGUGUGAGCGGCGUGUGUGCGCCAAGCAGCUGGAGAUGCAGAACAAGCUGUGGGUGAAAGACGAGAAGCUGAAGCAGCUGAAGGCCAUCGUGACGGAGAGCAAGACCCCCUCAGACCAGCGCCCCGCCCCCGACAAGCCCCAGCGCCCCUCCCGGGAGAGGGACCGCGUCCCCGCCAAGAGAUCUGCCUCGCCGUCGCCCAUUCCCCCCGUCCACUCCAGGUCCAGCCAGGCCCUAGACCCAGUGUACGCCCCUUCCCAUCCCCAGCAGGUCAGGCAGUGGCCAGGGUCAGGCUCACAUCCCACCUCCCCUCCUCAGACCGCUAGCACCGGCACCAGUUCCCUCUCUGUGACCUCCUGCAUCUCAGAGUGGGAGCAGAGAGUCCCUCAGGACAGACAUGCUAUUGCUAACCCGGCCCAGUACCGGGCCCUUAAGAAUAGAACCCAAGCUCGGACACAGGGUUUACCCAGCAGCCUUAGCAGGAGGAGAGGCAGGUGUUGGGAGAGGGCCAGAGAAAGAGAGGAAGAGAGAGAGGUUCCUGACCAGACCUGUGAUCUAGACCUAGAGGAACAGGAAGGAGCUUACAUGACGGGUCCCCCGGUGCGUGUGGUCCACAGGCGCUCCAACUCUGCGGGCGGAGAGAGGUGGGUGGACCACAAGCCGUCGUCUAAUGUAGAGCUGGACACGGUGAUGCAGCCCAUCCUGGGAUCCAACGCCAUUAAGGUCUCGGCCCCCAGCGAGAAGGCCCUAGCCAAGUGUGACAAGUACAUGCUCACUCACCAAGACCUGGCCUCUGAUGGAGAGAUACAGACCAAACUCAUUAAGGGUGAAGUGUUCAAGACACGAGGGGGAGGACAGGCAGUCCAGUUCACUGAUAUAGAAACUCUGAGACAGGAGCUGCCUACUGGACCAAGCCGUAAGAGAAGGUCAUCAGAGGGCAACACUGCCCAGGGGGGCGACCGCAUGGAGGGAGACUGGACAGAUGUGGAGACCAGGUGUUCUAUGGCUGUGGAGAUGAGGGCUGGGUCCAACCUGGGUCCAGCCUACCAGCACCAUGGACAUCAGAAACGCAGAAAGCCCUGAAGGUCCUGUCUGGGCUGCUCCAUACACCCCCUCCCCCACC